AUGAGGAUGAAGUUUCCAAACCCGGGUCUGGAAGACCGCAUUCCCUCUCAUGCUGAGCUGGAGAAGAUAGAGGUAGAGGAGGCUGGAGAAAGACCGAAAUGGGACAACAAAGCCCAGUACAUGCUCACCUGUGUGGGCUUCUGUGUGGGACUGGGAAACGUCUGGAGGUUCCCUUACCUGUGUCAGAGCCACGGAGGAGGAGCAUUCAUGAUUCCCUUUCUGAUUCUUCUGGUUCUGGAGGGAAUUCCUCUACUGCAUCUGGAGUUUGCCAUCGGACAGAGACUGAGAAAGGGCAGUGUGGGCGUCUGGACUUCCAUCAGUCCGUAUCUCACUGGAGUUGGUAUCGCCUCCAUGUUGGUUUCUUUCAUGGUUGGGAUGUACUACAACACCAUCAUGGCCUGGGCUAUGUGGUACUUCUUCAACUCACUUCAGGAUCCACUGCCAUGGAGUCAAUGUCCAGUCAAUGCCAACAGGACAGGCCUGGAGUCAGAAUGUGCUCGCAGCUCUCCAGUGGAUUAUUUCUGGUACAGAGAGACUUUGAACAGCUCGGCUGCGAUCGAGGACUCUGGUGGACUGCAGUGGUGGCUGGUGAUGUGUUUGCUUUGUGCUUGGACUGUGCUGUAUGUCUGCUGUAUUAGAGGCAUCGAAACAACAGGAAAGGCUGUGUACAUAACAUCUACAUUACCCUAUGUGGUUCUCAGCAUCUUCCUGAUAAGAGCUUUGACUCUUAAAGGUUCUCUGAAUGGAAUAAAGUUUCUCUUCACUCCAGAUGUGAAUGAGCUAAUAAAACCGACAACCUGGCUAGAUGCAGGAGCUCAGGUGCUGUUCUCCUUUUCUCUGGCUUUCGGUGGUCUCAUCUCCUUCUCCAGUUACAACUCAGUCCACAAUAACUGUGAGAAGGAUGCUGUCACCAUCUCUGUUAUAAAUGGUCUCACAUCUGUCUACUCUGCAACUGUGAUUUAUUCCAUCAUCGGCUUCAGGGCCACUGAGAAAUAUGAUGACUGUCUUGAAAGAAAUAUCCUGACAUUGGUGAAUGCGUUUGAUCUACCUGAGGGAAACAUCACAGAGAGCAACUAUAGCAAAGUUCUUCAGAAUUUAAACAGCACGGCGCCAGAAGUCAUUUGGGAACUCAACCUGAAGACCUGUGACAUGCAGACGUUCCUCAGCGAGGGAGUUGAGGGAACAGGUCUGGCCUUCAUCGUCUUCACUGAGGCCAUCACCAAGAUGCCUGUCUCUCCUCUUUGGGCAGUGCUCUUCUUCAUCAUGCUCUUCUGCCUCGGACUGUCCACCAUGUUCGGCAACAUAGAGGGUGUGGUGGUACCGCUCCAAGACCUGAACAUCCUCCCUAAAAAAUGGCCUAAAGAAGUGCUCACUGGUCUUACAUGUCUGGUUUCCUUCUUGAUGGCACUCAUAUUCGUCCAGUCCUCUGGUAACUACUGGUUGGCUCUAUUUGAUGGGUUUGCUGGAUCCAUUCCUUUGCUGGUAAUCGCCCUCUGCGAGAUUAUUGCUGUUGUUUACAUCUACGGUAUUGACAGGUUUAACAAAGACAUUGAGUUCAUGGUGGGUCACAAUCCCAACAUCUUCUGGCAGGUUUCAUGGCGGUUUCUCAGUCCUGUCAUCAUCCUUGUCAUUCUGAUCUUCUUCUUUGUCACAACGGUUAGGAAACAGCUGACCUACAGUGUCUGGGACCCUCAAUCGAUCAAAUUUCCCACACUUACAGAGGUGACGUAUCCUGAUUGGAUAAACGGCAUCAUCUUCAUACUAGCUGGGGUUCCAAGUCUGGCCAUUCCUGGAGUUGGCAUCUUUAAGUUUAUAUGGAAAAGCUGUCGUUCAGGAGAAAAGGAAAACAAAGAAGAGACUGUCAUUUCUGAAAAAGUGCAAAUAAGUGUGAACACAUCAAAGUAGUAACAAAACUUUAUUCCAUGUGGAACACUGAGAAAGUGACCAAAUGUGUGAUGUGGAUGGUGAAACACAGUGUAUUAAGUAAUGAAUGAUGUAUAGUAAGCCAGUUGUUAUUGCAAAGGACUCUUGUAUCACCCUGAAUGGGAUUUUUUUGUGAUAACAACCAGCUGGCUGUACAUUAUUCAGCUUAUUACACAGCUACAAAUCCAAUGUACAAAUAAAUGGACAUAAAGCAUU
This is a messenger RNA of Myxocyprinus asiaticus (Chinese sucker), 2139 nucleotides long. RefSeq names its product sodium-dependent neutral amino acid transporter B(0)AT1-like. The transcript has 12 exons. Lineage: Eukaryota; Metazoa; Chordata; Actinopteri; Cypriniformes; Catostomidae. The record is from RefSeq and is a predicted model, not a curated record. The coding region runs from base 1 to 1905 and encodes 634 amino acids. Gene Ontology annotation, biological process: sodium ion transmembrane transport. Gene Ontology annotation, cellular component: membrane.